Cornus florida is the source of this 567-nucleotide messenger RNA. RefSeq lists its product as uncharacterized. Lineage: Eukaryota; Viridiplantae; Streptophyta; Magnoliopsida; Cornales; Cornaceae. The coding region runs from base 1 to 567 and encodes 188 amino acids. The transcript has a single exon. The record is from RefSeq and is a predicted model, not a curated record.
AUGACCAGCUUUCUCAAAGGUAAAAAAUUUUGGCGCAUUUUCACUGGUGAUAUCCUCGAGCCCGUGCGGGAGGAAACUGAAACAAAAGAAAAAUAUGGUAACCGUCUUGAAGAAUGGGACAACAAAAAUCAUCAGAUUAUCACUUGGUUUUGCAAUACCUCUAUCUCAUCCAUUAGUAUAGAAUUUGGUCGUUUUGAUUCUGCAAAAUCUAUCUGGAAUUUUUUGAAGCACCGUUACACCACCAUUGAUCUCGCCCAUCAAUAUCAACUUCUGACCAAUCUUCACAACAAAACUCAACAGCCUGGUCAAUCUAUUAGUACUUUUGUCUAUGAAAUGCAUGCUAUUUGGGAUCAACUAUCUCUUUCUGAACCCACUUGGUCGUGUGCUUCUGAUGCUACAAAGUUUACUACCUAUCGAGAUGAGCAACGUGUGAUCAUGUUUCUCAUGGCUCUUCAACCUUCAUUUGAACCCGUUCGAGCCUCUCUUCCUCAUCGGCAUCCUCUGCCUACCUUAGAAGAUGCUAUAACCGAGCUUCUUUCAGAAGAAACUCGUCUGAGUACAUCUUAA